Messenger RNA from Homarus americanus (American lobster), 3050 nucleotides. It is a transcript of the gene Cow, whose product is annotated as proteoglycan Cow-like. The record is from RefSeq and is a predicted model, not a curated record. Lineage: Eukaryota; Metazoa; Arthropoda; Malacostraca; Decapoda; Nephropidae. Gene Ontology annotation, molecular function: calcium ion binding; protein binding. Gene Ontology annotation, biological process: establishment of protein localization to extracellular region. The coding region runs from base 1 to 1656 and encodes 551 amino acids. The transcript is spliced from 10 exons.
AUGUUGUGGAUUAAAGACCCACUCGUGAAGGUGUUGUUGCCGGAGAUUGAGCCUUAUAACAGGGGCAUUUAUGGCCGGGACAAGAUCGUGCCCUUGAAGGACGCCGCCUCAGCCUCCGACGAGGACCUCCCUAAGUCGUGGGACGCCUUGGACGACUAUGACGACGAUGACGACGACGAAGACGAAGAAGACGAAGACUACUACGACGACGAGGAGGACGAAGAGUACCUGCUGGAGGACGAAGAUGACGAAGACGAGGAGUUUGAGUAUGGGUCACAGCAACAACAAGGUCAAGAGCAGCAGGAGGGGGAGGAAGGGGAGAGGCCUGGCGAGGUGUUGGGGGAUCAGCGCCUCAACCGGAGACCUUUCGCUGAGAAACUGUGCCCCUCGUGCCCAGUAGUACGGCCAGUGUUCCUGUGUGGCUCCGACAACCGUACCUACUCCUCACUGUGUCGCCUCGAGUACCACAACUGUAUACACCACGCUAAGGUCCGCAUGGCCUGCAAGGACUUCUGCCCAUGUAAAGACCCCAACUCUCACACGGCCAAGAAGGAGCGUCAGCGUGAGAGACUCGACGCUUACAUCAACAAACUCCGAGCCAUCAAGGACGAACCCAGCACCCCGUCCAUCUCCUCCGCCUCCCCCUCCUCCCCAGAAUCAUCCUCUUCCUCCUCCUCUUCUUCAUCAUCUUCCUCUACAGCCUCCUCCUCCUCCUCCGGUAGACCAGACGACAGGGACAACACAACCCGUGGCCGCUUGCGGGAGCCCCAGCAACAGGCACACAACAGAGACAACAGUGGUAACAACAGGCGCGACAAACACAACAGGGACGGCGACAAGUACAAUAACCGAGUCCGCAGUCGUCUGACCAGAGUCAAGAACAAUUACAAGAACGGCAAGAACAGUGACCACGAAAAGAACAACAAGUACAGCGGCAAGUACGCCAAAGAGACGUACAGAGAGACGGACAAGUACAGCGGACAGAGGCGUCAGUGGGCACGCCGCAGUAAUGACGCCGCUCACAAAACAACCAACACUGUCUGGGGACCUAAUGAGUGUACACAGGACGCGCUAGAGGCCAUGGGUAACCGUAUGCUGGACUGGUUCUCCGUUAUCAUGGCCGACGCUCGCAGCCGAUCCAACGCCGCCACUAAAGCUCCGUCGUGGUGUAAACCCGAGGUGUCGUGGAUGUUGGGUCACCUGGACACAGACGGGGAUGGACGCCUCAGUGUGAAGGAACUCUAUCAGCUGGAACACGACGACCAUGAACGGUGCAUCAAGCCUUUUAUUGAUCGAUGUGAUCUUGACAGGGACAUCUUCCUGUCAGCACGGGAGUGGUGCAAAUGUUUUGACAAGUCAGAGCGGCCGUGUGCUGCUCUCCGUAAGGCCAGCAAGGGCCUACUUGGAGGGUACAUCCCAGAGUGCGACAGUGAGGGCUACUACCAGGCCACACAGUGUCACGCAGGGGCCGGUGUCUGUUGGUGCGUCGACAGGCACGGUGUUGAGCUCCCCAAAACACGCACUCGCGGCACACCUAACUGCGAUGCGAUAGUGAACAGCGAGGAAGUGAGUAACUACGUGGACGACGACGCAGAGGACGGUGAUGACGAGAUGGACAUCGUGGAAGGCAGUGCUGACAUGCCCCUGGACAUCUAAGCACCGCUCCAGCACCUCCUGGCUGCUCACACCGCCACGCUGCCCUCGUCCACCCACCCAUCACUCCACUAACCUGUGACACCUGACACCGCCACUCAUGAUAACUCAAUGACUUCUGUGUGAGACAGUGACAACAACACAGAGGUAAAGAAGAAAUAUAAAGGCAGGGAAAUAUUUGGCCGAGGCAGCUGGCGGUUUAUGACACCAAACAAACCAGUGUGACUGGAGAGAAACACUGGCCCAUGGCGUGUACAGAGUGUCCUCACUAACCAUCAACCCCCAGCCCAUGACCCAUACACGGCUGGGGGAGAGUGUACAAGUGUGUGUCAACAAGACUCUCGACCACAACCCCCCCUGGCCCACAGCCCAUCAUGGGGCCUGGGAGGGGGGUGAACAGUACACCUGUUACCUAAUAUAAACAUUCCAUGAGCACAAUCCCCCCUGGCCCACACCCCAUCAGGAGGCUGGGGGAGGGGGGUGUACAAGAGUGUCAGCCACACCUACACCUUGUGAUACUCCCUCUCAUUCUACGGACACUCAUUUAAAUACAUUAUUACCGUAUCAGUAAAUUAUAAACCUGUGUUUGAUCAUCAUUCUGAUGCAGUUUUCUUAGGCUUGGAGUAGCUGGGUAAUUAAUUAACGUGUCUUGAUCUCAUUAUAUAAAAAUACAUAAGUACGAGUUGAAUGAUAGACUAAGAAUGUGUACAUACAACACCUGGCCGGUAACCUCAACAACUUGCGGUGUUUACUUCACUUAUGUUCAAGUCUUAACUUAUAAACGGGACGCAACAUUAUCACUUCAUUAACGUCAGAGUGUGUAAUGUACGUCACGACAAGAAGAAUGUAUGGAGACAUUUUCUCCUAUUUAAGAUAUACUGUAGUGAUAUAUGAACAGUUACACACCUGCACACACUAUACAAUAGAGAUAAGCUGUACAAACUUACCAUAUCUGUAAAAAGUCCAGAGUUUCCUCAAACAGUCCAAAUAUUCAGGAGACUAAGAAUUAACGAGACCCUGAGAGUUAAUGAGGCGUAACUGUUCGAUAACAACUAAGAGUGAGAUGUUUUACCUGUGAAAAUACUCUUCCCUUUAUACCACACUACACCACACCACACCACACCACACUACACCACACCACACCACACCACACGACACUACACUACACUACACAAUAUAGAUAUUACUUAAUAGUAUAAAUUAUUGGUAGUGUUAAGUUUCUUAUCAUUGUUAAACUGAGAGUAAAUACAGAUCUUUUUUCCCUCUAUUUUUGAACACGUCUCAGUUACUGUCCUUAUGUACUGUACUGUUGGUCUACCUCGAGUACAUUACAGUAGGUUACAUUACAGUAGGUUAUAGUACAGCAAGUUACAUUACAGUAGAUUACAGUACAGCAA